Molecule: messenger RNA, 351 nt
Organism: Glycine soja
Lineage: Eukaryota; Viridiplantae; Streptophyta; Magnoliopsida; Fabales; Fabaceae
Exons: 1
Coding region: 1-351 (116 amino acids)
Source: RefSeq, a predicted model, not a curated record
AUGCCACUCUAUGCCAGAUUUUUAAAAGACAUAUUGACGAAGAAGAACCGGUGUAUCUACAAUGACAUGAUAGUUGUGGAAGGAAAUUGUAGUGUUGUCAUUCAACGAAUCCUUCCACCGAAGCACAAAGAUCCUGGAAGUGUCACCAUCCCGUGUUCUAUUGGUGAGGUUGCUAUGGAUAAGGCUCUCAUUGAACUGGGAGCUAGUAUCAACUUAAUGCCUCUCUCCAUGUGCCGACGACUUGGAGAAUUAGAGAUAAUGCCCACUCGCAUGACCUUACAGUUGGCUGAUCGCUCCAUCACAAGACCAUAUGGAGUGAUUGAAGACGUUUUGGUCAGGGUCAACAUUUGA